CUCCGCCGACAGCCGCCGUGGCUGGCGAGCCCCAGUCCAGCCGCGGCCUCUCGCCGGGCCCCGUCCCUCUGUGCGGGAUGUACGGACCCGCGGCGGCCGCCGGGCCCCAUGGAGAAGCCGCCGCCGCCGCCGCCGCCGCCGCCGCGCCCGCCCGUGAGCAUGGCCUGGCCGGGCAUCCCGCACCCCGGCGGCCCCUCCGCGGCCGCCUCUCCUGGCGGGACUUCCUCCUCCUCCACCGCGACGGCGGCCGCGCUCUCCUUCAGCUCCGUGGCCUCCGCAGCGGCCGCGGUGCUGGGGAACCAGAGCGCGGGGACUGGGGGCGACAGCGCUGGCGCCUCGCCUGGUGGCAGGCCCGGGACACCGGCGGCGGCGGCGGCGGAGAGGCCACCGCCAGGCCCCGGGGCGGCGCCGCUGCUGUCGCACGGGGCGGCGGUGGCGGCCCAGGCGCUGUUCCUCCUCCUCAUCUUCCUGCUGUCUAGUGUGGGCAACGGCGCGGUGCUGGGGGUGAUCGUGAAGCACCGGCAGCUCCGCACCGUCACCAACGCCUUCAUCUUGUCCCUCUCCCUGUCGGAUCUGCUCACGGCGCUGCUCUGCUUGCCCGCCGCCUUCCUGGACCUCUUCACGCGCCCCGGGGGCUCGGCGGCAGCCCCCGCCGCCGCCGCCGCCGCCCCCGCGGGGCCCUGGCGCGGCUUCUGCGCCGCCUGCCGCUUCUGCAGCUCGUGCUUCGGCAUCGUGUCCACGCUCAGCGUGGCGCUCAUCGCGCUAGACCGCUACUGCGCCAUCGUGCGGCCGCCGCGGGACAAGCUGGGCCGCCGCCGCGCGCUGCAGCUGCUGGCGGGCGCCUGGCUGGCGGCGCUGGGCUUCUCGCUGCCCUGGGAGCGGCUGCGCGCGCCCCGCGAGCCGCCGGCGGCGCAGAGCUUCCACGGCUGCCUGUACCGGACCUCCCCGGACCCCGCGCAGCUGGGCGCCGCCUACAGCGUGGCGCUGGUGGUGGCCUGCUACCUGCUGCCGUUCCUGCUCAUGUGCUUCUGCCACUACCGCAUCGCCCGGACCGUGCGCCUGGCGACCGUGCGCGUGCGGCCCGUGCCCACCUACGCGCGCGUGCUGCGCUUCUUCGGCGAGGUGCGCACCGCCACCACCGUGAUGCUCCUGAUUGUCUUCGUCAUCGGCUGCUGGGGGCCCUACUGUCUCUUGGUGUUGCUGGCCGCCGCCCGCCGCGCUCCCUCCACGCAGCCCCCCUCGCUCCUCUACGUGGGGGCGGUCUGGCUGACCUGGGCCAAUGGGGCCAUCAACCCUGUCAUCUAUGUCAUCCGCAACCCCAACAUUUCCGUGCUGCUAAGGCGCGGCCGGGAGGAGGGCUACCGGACUCGAAAUGUGGACGCCUUCCUGCCCACCCGGGGCGCCGGGCCACCAGCCAGAAGCCGCAAUCGCCUUAGAAACCGCUAUGCCAACCGGCUGGGGGCUUGCAGCAGGGUACCCACUUCCAACGGGGGCGGCGGGGCGGGAGGGGACGUGGCCCUGUGGGCUCGCAAAAACCCAGUGGUACUUUUCUACCGGGAGGGGCCACCGGAGCCUGUGACAGCGGUGGCCACUCAGCCUAAAUCUGAAGCCGGGGAUACCAGCCUGUAAGAAGGGUUAGGAUGUACAGCUUGUAAAAGGCAACAUCUCACCCUCUUUGUUUAAUGAGCCAGGAUUCCCGGGAGAAUCGUCCGUGCAUUUCAUAAAGCCAAACAUAUUAGAAGAGAUAGAGAAAGAGAGAGAGAAAGAGAGAGAGAGAGAGACAGAGGGGAAGGCUUACCGCUUUCCCCAAACAACAGACGUACAAGACAAAGACCCCUUCUUCAAAAUGUCAAAAGGAAUGUAAAAUGCAAAAAUUAAAGCAAUCUUAAACCACACAAGCAGCAUUGUGAACUUCAUGUAUCCCCAAUAUAACCAAAAAUGAAAUUCACAAUUACUGAAAAGCUCGUAUUAUAGGACUCACAUUGUAGAAAACAAACCAUCAAAUGCAACCAAUAUUUGUUUAAGAACGUA
This is a messenger RNA of Sorex fumeus (smoky shrew), 2031 nucleotides long. RefSeq names its product G protein-coupled receptor 135 (gene GPR135). Gene Ontology annotation, cellular component: membrane. The record is from RefSeq and is a predicted model, not a curated record. The transcript has a single exon. The coding region runs from base 109 to 1629 and encodes 506 amino acids. Gene Ontology annotation, molecular function: G protein-coupled receptor activity. Lineage: Eukaryota; Metazoa; Chordata; Mammalia; Eulipotyphla; Soricidae. Gene Ontology annotation, biological process: G protein-coupled receptor signaling pathway.